Purpureocillium takamizusanense is the source of this 1080-nucleotide messenger RNA. RefSeq lists its product as uncharacterized. The record is from RefSeq and is a predicted model, not a curated record. Gene Ontology annotation, molecular function: carbohydrate:proton symporter activity. The transcript has 6 exons. Gene Ontology annotation, biological process: carbohydrate transport; transmembrane transport. Gene Ontology annotation, cellular component: membrane. The coding region runs from base 1 to 1080 and encodes 359 amino acids. NCBI's taxonomy places the organism in Eukaryota, Fungi, Ascomycota, Sordariomycetes, Hypocreales, Ophiocordycipitaceae.
AUGCCUUACGGCGAUCAAGGCAGUCAUCAAUUGGGCGGCAUCUACGCCGCAGGGGCUCGACCAACACCGCAGGAGGCGUACAGCUGGCGGCUAUAUAGCCAGGCGGUCAUUAUCGCCAUGGGGUCCAUCUUAUUUGGGUACGAUUCGGCUUUUAUAGGGACCGCGAUAGCCCGCCGAAGCUUCGCCGCGUCAUUUGUCAUCCACGAGGACCAUGCGGCGGACAUUUCGAGCAAUAUUACGUCUGCCUUUCAGGCCGGGGAGCUUCUCGGCGCGCUGCUCUGCUUCCCAAGAAAGGGCGCGCUGCAAAUCAGUGUGGUCGUCUUCCUCGUCGGGGCGGCCCUCAUGGUCUGCGCAACGCAUCAGCUGUCGUUUAUCUAUGUUGGCCGUUCCCUCACGGGCAUCGCGUGCGGCGCCAUCACCGCCACCGUCCCGAGCUACAUCGCGGAGCUCUCCAUCGUGCCCAUCCGAGGCAUCCUUACCGGCUUCUUCGAGAUUGCCUACCAGGUCGGCACCCUUGUGGGGCUUUGGGUCAACUACGGCAUUGACCAGCACAUGGACCCCGACUCUGCGACGAGCUGGAGGCUGCCUAUGGCCGUGCAACUUAUCUCCGCGGGCAUCCUUUUCGUUGAAGCAUUCUUCCUUGACGAAAGUCCGCUUUGGCUGAUGCGCAACGACCAACAAGAGCAAGCCACGCAAGUCUUGGAGCGUCUCAGAAAACUGCCUCGCUCUCAUCCCUAUGUCGCAGAAGAACUCGACAUGAUCCGCAUCCGGCUGUCGGAAGAAGCGAAUUUCGCAAAAAGUGUACGGCCAGGGGUCCCUAGUCUUUGUCUCUGGUUCGUGGGCGCAUACGUCAAGGCCGGACGUCCCGCAGACAAUAUCAAAGCUGGCAAGGCUCCGUCGCCCUCUACGGCGGCAGUUGGCAAGGCUGCUACGGCCAUGAUCAUGGUAUACUCCGUCUUCUGGUCGUUUGGGCUCAAUGGCAUCCCGUGGAUCGUAUCGGCCGAGAUCUUCCAUGGAGCACUGCGUACCCUCACGGGGACCUGGGCUGCAUCGAUACAGUGGUACGGAAGAAAGCACUGA